CUGCACGUAAAAGACCGCGACUCGCAGUGACGUGCCCUCGACAAUUUUUCGCGAAUUUGUAUCUAAAUAUGUAAUAUUGAUAGGGAGGCUAUUCUAAAUAAUUAUCCAAGACAUUAUAUACUUCGUAGAAGAAAGAUUAAAGAUGCAACUUCACCAUCCAGUGAAACAACAUACUUCCAUACUUUAACUCUUAUUGUAUUUAUUUGCAUAAUUCUGAGAGAGAUUGUUAAUUAUUGUUAAUUCUCAUUUGUAAUACAUUUUUUAUGUUACUAUCUGUGCAAAUUGCAUCAUGACACUUGUUGAAUACGUGCAAGCUUUGUCUGAUAAUCCUUACUUCGGCGCUGGUUUUGGUUUAUUUGGCCUUGGAGCUGGAGCUGCCUUGUUGAGGAAAGGCGUUCAGAUUGGAGCUGUAUUAUUUAGACGACAUUAUAUGAUCACUCUGGAAGUUCCAUGCCGCGAUAAGAGUUACCAGUGGCUUCUACAAUGGAUCACGCACAAAGGCGCACAAAAGACACAACAUCUCUCUGUGGAAACCAGCUUCGAACAGAGGGAGACUGGUCAUGUAAAAACCAAAUAUGACUUUAUUCCUAGCAUAGGAACUCACUUUUUCAGAUAUAAAGGCAACUGGAUAAAGGUAGAAAGAACUAGGGAGCAACAGACUUUAGAUCUACAUAUGGGUGUACCAUGGGAAACUGUACAGUUGACGGCGUUUGGCAAAGACAGAAGCAUAUACUUUAAUAUUCUCGAAGAAGCCAGACAAAUGGCUUUGAAAGAACACGAAGGAAAGACUAUAAUGUAUGUUGCCAUGGGGAGUGAAUGGCGACAGUUUGGACAUGCCAGAAAGAGAAGACCGCUGGAAUCGGUGGUCCUAGAUACCGGUGUAUCUGAGAAGAUAUUAAACGAUUGUCGGGAAUUCAUCAAUAAUCCAUCGUGGUACAGCGAAAGAGGGAUACCAUAUCGCCGAGGCUAUUUGUUACAUGGACCUCCGGGAUGCGGCAAGUCCUCGUACAUUACCGCAUUGGCCGGAGAAUUGGAACGCGGUAUUUGUGUUUUAAAUUUAUCCGAAAGAGGUCUGACGGAUGACAGACUGAAUCACUUAUUAGCAGUAGCACCGCAGCAAACGAUCAUCCUGCUGGAGGAUAUCGAUGCCGCUUUUAUCAGUAGGGAAGAUUCUAAAGAAGUUAAGGCAGCGUACGACGGUCUCACUAGAGUAACGUUCAGUGGUCUAUUAAACUGUUUGGAUGGUGUGGCUUCUACAGAAGCUAGAAUAUUAUUUAUGACGACUAAUUAUUUGGAUAGAUUAGACCCUGCGCUCGUUAGACCGGGUAGAGUCGAUGUAAAAGAAUAUAUCGGAUGGUGCAGUACAAAUCAGGUCGAGCAAAUGUUUUUAAGAUUUUACAAGGAACCGGGCAAGGAUUCUGGUGCACUUGCAAAGGAAUUUGCGAGCAGCGUCAUGUCCUUCAAGAAAAAUGUCAGUCCGGCACAGAUUCAGGGAUACUUCAUGUUCCACAAAAGUAACCCCAACGCGGUCGUAAAUAACGUCUCGCAAAUCUGGGAGCUCACGUGAUAAAAAGCGAAAUUGUAGUUAUAAUUCGAAGUAAAGCUACAUGUGAUCAUGCAAGUCAAUUGACUAGAUUAGUGUUCCCUUU
This is a messenger RNA of Trachymyrmex septentrionalis, 1649 nucleotides long. It is a transcript of the gene Bcs1, whose product is annotated as mitochondrial chaperone BCS1. Gene Ontology annotation, cellular component: mitochondrial inner membrane. Gene Ontology annotation, biological process: protein insertion into mitochondrial inner membrane from matrix; mitochondrial respiratory chain complex III assembly. Gene Ontology annotation, molecular function: ATP hydrolysis activity; ATP binding. The transcript is spliced from 8 exons. The coding region runs from base 290 to 1567 and encodes 425 amino acids. The record is from RefSeq and is a predicted model, not a curated record. NCBI's taxonomy places the organism in Eukaryota, Metazoa, Arthropoda, Insecta, Hymenoptera, Formicidae.